This is a messenger RNA of Staurois parvus, 342 nucleotides long. Lineage: Eukaryota; Metazoa; Chordata; Amphibia; Anura; Ranidae. The record is from the annotation of a GenBank genome assembly.
UGCAUUUACAGUGUUACUACACCCAGGACCCUGCAUUCACUAUAUCUGGUCUCCCAGGACCCUGCAUCCAUAUCUCUGGUCUCCCCAGGACCCUGCAUCCACUAUAUCUGGUCUCCCAGGACCCUGCAUUCACUAUAUCUGGUCUCCCAGGACCCUGCAUCCACUAUAUCUGGUCUCCCAGGACCCUGCAUCCACUAUAUCUGGUCUCCCAGGACCCUGCAUUCACUAUAUCUGGUCUCCCCGGACCCUGCAUUCAAUAUAUCUGGUCUCCCCGGACCCUGCAUUCACUAUUUUGGGUCUCCCACAGACCCUGCAUUCACUAUAUCUGGCCUCCCACAGUAC